UCCGAGUUUCAGUGCGUGUUGCCGAGCUCCUGCAGCCUUAUCGAGUUUGGGGGCAGAGAGCCGGGUCUGGGGGUGGAAGAGCUGCGCGGUGCCGGCAAAGAGCUCAGCGCCCCGCUCAGCGCCCUGGAAUGUGCGGCUUAGGGCAGGGGCGAGCAGGGGCUUUGGCUUAGCUGGUACUAAUUGCAAGUUUUAGUGCUGAAAAACUCUGUUAAAAAAAAAAAAAAAAAAAAAAAAGCGGCAAAGAAGCGAAGAGCCAAGAGAGGGGGUUAAGACUGGGAGAGCUGUUGCUCCAAGCAGCAGUGCAAGGAGUUGCUCAACUCUCACUUAGCAGUGCGGUAGGAAGGACAAUGCAUUAAGGUCGCUGCCCCAAAACGCUGCCGUGUCUGCGAAUGGUGCUGGGCGCUGAGGUGGGCUCCAGGUUUUAUCACGCUGUGAAUGAGUUUGACACCAUGACCGCUGAGGAUUCCACUGCAAGGAUGAGCAAUGACUCCACUAAUGUGGCCACCACAAAAGUCCCUGAAGGUGUUGCUGGUGCGCCCAACGAGGCAGCUCUGCUGGCCCUCAUGGCCCGCACUGGAUACAGUAUGAUCCAGGAGAACGGGCAGCGCAAGUAUGGAGGCCCUCCUCCUGGCUGGGAGGGCCUGCACCCUCCUCGUGGCUGCGAAGUCUUUGUGGGCAAAAUCCCCCGCGAUGUCUACGAAGAUGAACUUGUCCCCGUCUUCGAGUCUGUUGGCCGCAUCUACGAAAUGCGCUUGAUGAUGGACUUUGAUGGGAAGAACCGUGGCUAUGCCUUCGUGAUGUACACACAGAAGCAUGAGGCGAAGCGUGCUGUCAGGGAGCUGAACAACUAUGAAAUCCGCCCCGGCAGGCUGCUGGGUGUGUGCUGCAGUGUGGAUAACUGCCGGCUCUUCAUCGGAGGCAUUCCCAAAAUGAAGAAGAGAGAGGAGAUCCUGGAAGAGAUUGCCAAGGUGACAGAAGGUGUGCUAGAUGUCAUCGUGUAUGCCAGUGCAGCAGACAAAAUGAAGAACAGAGGUUUUGCCUUUGUGGAGUAUGAGAGCCAUCGAGCAGCAGCCAUGGCCAGGAGAAAACUCAUGCCAGGAAGGAUCCAACUGUGGGGACAUCAAAUUGCUGUUGACUGGGCAGAACCAGAGAUCGAUGUGGAUGAAGAUGUCAUGGAGACUGUUAAAAUCCUAUAUGUGAGGAAUUUAAUGAUUGAGACCACAGAGGACACCAUUAAAAAGGUGUUUGGUCAAUUUAACCCCGGCUGUGUAGAGAGAGUGAAAAAAAUACGUGAUUACGCCUUUGUGCACUUUACAACCAGGGAAGAUGCCAUUCAUGCCAUGAACAACCUUAAUGGUGUUGAACUAGAAGGCUCAUGCCUGGAGGUUACUUUGGCCAAGCCGGUAGACAAGGAGCAAUACACUCGCUACCAGAAAGCAGCAAAAGGAGGGGCAGCAGCAACCUCCGAAGUAACUCAGCAACCUAACUAUGUUUACUCUUGUGAUCCAUACACACUAGCGUACUAUGGAUAUCCAUACAAUGCCUUGAUUGGGCCCAACAGAGAUUACUUUGUGAAAGCAGGCAGCAUACGAGGCAGAGGGCGAGGUGCGGCUGGCAACAGAGCUCCAGGUCCCAGGGGUUCCUACCUGGGGGGAUACUCCGCCGGCCGUGGAAUCUACAGCAGGUACCAUGAAGGCAAAGGAAAACAGCAAGAGAAAGGAUAUGAACUGGUUCCCAACUUGGAGUUACCUGCAGUCAAUCCAGUGGCCAUUAAGCCUGGUGCAGUGGCCAUCCCCGCCAUUGGUGCCCAGUACUCCAUGUUUCAGGCCGCACCGCCAGCCAAGAUGAUGGAAGAUGGCAAAAUCCACACUGUUGAGCACAUCAUCAACCCUAUAGCUGUCCAGCAGGACCCAGCUAGUGCAGCAGCUGCCGCAGCAGCUGCAGCCGCAGCUGUAAUACCAGCUGUCUCAACACCUCCUCCCUUCCAGGGUCGUCCCAUCACACCGGUGUACACCAUGGCUCCCAAUGUGCAGCGGAUCCCUGCCGCCGGGAUUUACGGGACAAGUUAUGUGCCAUUUGCAGCUCCUGCUGCGGCCACAGCAACAAUAGCCACGCUACAGAAGAAUGCUGCUGCCGCCGCCGCCGCCUAUGGAGGAUACGCCGGCUACCUCCCCCCGGCAUUCCCAGCCGCCACCAUCCAGGUGCCCAUCCACGACGUCUACCAGACGUACUGAAACUGUCGGCAGAGGAGGGUGCUGGAGAGACACACACUGAAGGAACACUUUACUAUUUAUGAAGAAAGAACUGUCUGCAAAAGAGUAAACAUUUGGGCUUGGUAAAACAAUGCAGGAAGUGAAGAAUGUCAUAGAAAAACAUGUUUGAAAUAUUUUCUAUGCUUGAAGUUUUCACUAACUUUUUUAGGCUAUUUUUAAAAAUUUAACAUGCCUGUAUUCAUACAUUUCCAAAGGACCUUGGUGCAUCCAACCCACCACUGACAUGCAUUUAUAAGCAUUGUCGUGGGAUUGCAUAGGGUCUUUUUUUUUUUUAGCAGUUAUAUUUUCAAUAUAUUUGUGGUAUGAAGGUUAUUUUUUAGUAAUUUCUGCACUCCAGAGAUGUCUAUUUUGUAGUGCCUUUAAUAAUAUAUCAGCUAUAUAUUAAAAAGCACACCUGAGCAGCUAGGGAAAGUUUUAACAAUAUAUUUUGAAGAGUAUAUUCAAUAUUUAAAGAAUACAUACCUUAGGUUUUUGUUUUGUUUUGUUUUUUAAGAAGAAAACAACACGUAUCUUAUUUAAAAAUUAUACUGGAAAGUGCAAUUUGAAAAAUGUGCAAGACCUCUGCAUUUUUGUGCUGGCAUUAAUACAAUCUUCUCAUUCGAAAUCACAAGUAACUAAUAUUGCCUGCUUGUAAGAAAGAGGAAAGAAAAAAAAAGCCUCUUCACACAUACCUCUUCACAGUGUGAUUUGUAGGCUUGUUUUUAGCUAAAGAAAGGCUCCGAGUUUUCCUUAGCAACUGGAUUUUCUAUUUAUUGAAGCUACUUGUAGUUGGAGCAUGUACAGAAACAAGUAGCUGAUGUUUUGCGCGAGGUGUCUUGACUUAGAUCUUCAUCCAGUAUAAAGCCAAGGCUUUUUUACAAUGCUCUUCAUUUUAUUUUUUGAAGUAUUUGUUGUAGUGACUGAGAACAUAUGCUGCUGUGGCAAGAGUAGCCACACACUCGCUGAGAGGAUGUGCAGCAUUACUUACCCAUUGCUCCAUCAUGUUCCAUGAGAAAUUUCAAAGGUACUAGGGGUGGUAGUGAUACUGGAAUUAGUGAAACAGGGCUAGCCUCCCUCCCAGCCUCCCUUCCACUCUUAAUUCCCUUUCUCCACAACUGGAGUUGUACAUGCACAUCAGGGGUGGGAGUGAUUAGACCCAAUGAUUUUAAGACAUAGAGCUUGUAAAUAUCUUUUAAUAUACAUUUUUAAAGUCAUUUUAUGUUGCAAAUUUGCAUGGUAUGUGGUUUGCCACAAAACAAAAACCUUUUAUUGCAAUGUUAUAAAAAAGUUUGUUUUAUUAAGAAGUAAAUAUAUUAUUGCAGUGUUUUGUGGCCUGUUUAAAGGCUUUUGUUUAGUAGUGCAGUGAAUGUAAAAUAGAGUAAAAUGGUAAAAAAAUCUUGCCCUUUGUAUGAAGUGCAUCAGCUCUGCAAACUGGUGACAAAAGGUAAGAAGCAGGGAGUCAGUAAACAAUGUUCCUUUACUUUUUGUGGUAUAAGUACAUACCAAAGGGGUUUCACAUUGGCCAUAUUUUGACAACUUAACCACUUCCAGACCGCGUCAAGCUCAGUUAAGUGACCUUUUUAAUACACUUAUUUUUCUUGCCUCAAAACUGAGCGGUUGUAUUUCAGGUGCUCUUUCUCAGACAAGCUGAGCUCCCCUUGACUCUGUUGACCCAUUAGCAAAAGCACUGUGAGGUUACCCAUUAGGUUGGACUCUGCCCCUCCACACCCUUCCCAGGAAAAUUUUAUUGUCUGUACCUGCACAUCUGAAAGCACACCCAGACCUCAGCCCCAAGGUCCUGCCCCCAUGUAGGGAGAGACAGGAGGAGAUCUGGGCAAAGCCUGAGGGGCAAACCCCCAGCCAGAGUCCAGCACUGCCUCGUCCAGUCCUCCAGUCUAAGGCCUUACAAAGCUCAACACUGAAUGCCACCAUGGGUCCCUGGGCCAUGCACAAAUGCCUCUGGGGCCAGGAAAAGGCACUCUGGCGGUCAGGGCCUCUGCUGGCCCACUUCCAGCCCCACGGUCAUGGCUGACCCUCAGGUGAUGGCUCCCUUCCCACUAAUCCUCUCCCUGCCAACAGGACAAAGGACCUGCCACUCACAGAGAAGGGCAGGAAGAGAAAGGAGCCAAUGAGGGAAAACCAUGAGGUGCCCCCAGCCCCCCAGGGUAGUAGCCCCCCAGGGAUGGAGGCAGGACCCAGGCAUGCAGGCAGCCAGGCCAUGCAUGCCUCCUGCCCAUCCCUGUCCUGCUUCUAAACCAUUUCACGUACACUACUACUGAGGUAAGUCUAAUAACUUGAAAUGUGAACAUCUUUAGGUUAAGAACAAACUAUUCUAAGAAAAAAAAGUAUAUAUUAAAAAAACAGAACUAGUGUGCCUUAUUCUCAAAAGAGCUGAUAUUUUAGAUAUUUUAUUGUAUCUCUCUUCUCUGUAUUGUCAGAAGUCUCUGAGUUUAUUUAGUUCUUGCUCCAUUUACGGUACAUUUCUAGGAUGUAGUGAAUAAAGCAUUCUUUAAAAACA
Molecule: messenger RNA, 4770 nt
Organism: Poecile atricapillus (Black-capped chickadee)
Lineage: Eukaryota; Metazoa; Chordata; Aves; Passeriformes; Paridae
Gene: RBM47
Product: RNA binding motif protein 47
Exons: 5
Coding region: 390-2234 (614 amino acids)
Cellular component (GO): nucleus
Molecular function (GO): mRNA binding
Source: RefSeq, a predicted model, not a curated record